Eremothecium gossypii ATCC 10895 is the source of this 1053-nucleotide messenger RNA. It is a transcript of the gene MTG1, whose product is annotated as putative GTPase MTG1. Bases 1 to 1053 code for a protein of 350 amino acids. Gene Ontology annotation, molecular function: GTPase activity; GTP binding. Gene Ontology annotation, cellular component: mitochondrion. The transcript has a single exon. The record is from RefSeq and is marked provisional. Lineage: Eukaryota; Fungi; Ascomycota; Saccharomycetes; Saccharomycetales; Saccharomycetaceae.
AUGUUCAAACCCUCCGCUCGCUGCCUGCUGGCAGCGCGAGUGUUUACCCCCCGCGCGGUGUUCCCCGACUACCACAUCCCGCUGUCCAACUUCCAGGGCCACCAGCGCAAGGCCAUGCUGCGCAUCGAGCAGCUGGCGCCGCAGCUCAACCUGCUGCUCGAGGUGCGCGACAGCACGGCGCCGCUCAGCACGCACAACGUGCUCUUCGACCAGCUUGUCGCCACGCACCGCCUUGAUCGCAUCAUCCUGUACACCAAGCGCGACGUCUGCGCCGCGCCCACCCCCGCCGCGCUCCACCGCUGGCACGCCGAGACCGGCGACGACUACAUGCUCCUCGACGCCCGCAGCGCCGCGGACGCCGCGGCGCUGCUCGCCGCCGUGCGCGCACGCUACGACGCCGCCGCUGCCGCGCCCGGCGCGCUCCCCCUCGGCUACCGCCUGCUCGUUGCGGGCAUGCCCAACGUCGGCAAGUCCACGCUGGUCAACCGCCUCCGCGCCUCCGGCACCGCGCGCCGCGCCAAGGUCGCCGCCACCGGCGCCCACCCCGGCGUCACGCGCGCUACCAGUGAGUGCGUGCGCAUCGCCGAUCACCGCGCCGGCGUCUUCAUGCACGACACCCCCGGCGUCGCCCUGCCCGCCCGCGCCUCCUCCGUGCGCCGGAUGCUCGCCCUUGCUCUCGCCGGCUGCGUCGGCCCCGCCGUCGUCGACCCCGUCAUCCAGGCCGACUACCUGCUCUACCUCCUCAACCUUCAGGGCCUGGCCCCCUCCUACGCCGCCUACAGCCCCCCCACCAACGACAUCGCCGCCCUGCUCGCCGCCGUGUGCACCCGCCACCGCCUACGCUCCGAGACCGCAGCCGCCCUGCACUGGCUUGCCAUCCGGCCCCCGGGCCUCUGCCUGGACCCGGAGCUACUCUUGCCGCCGGACGCCUUCUCCUACAAAGAUCACGUGACCGCCGCCGCCCGCGUCUCGCUGCUGCCGCCGCGCUGCCACACGCGCCGCGCGGGCCGUUCCGCAGCACGUGCCAGGAACAGCAACGUGCUGUUCCGCUAA